Molecule: messenger RNA, 2872 nt
Organism: Xenopus tropicalis (tropical clawed frog)
Lineage: Eukaryota; Metazoa; Chordata; Amphibia; Anura; Pipidae
Gene: anp32a
Product: acidic nuclear phosphoprotein 32 family member A
Exons: 7
Coding region: 67-801 (244 amino acids)
Cellular component (GO): nucleus
Source: RefSeq, marked provisional
CGCAGGACCCGCGAAGCGCAGAGCCCGUACCCGGGUGAGCAUAGAGGGCACAGUACAACCCGCACAAUGGAUAUGAAGAAGAGGAUCCACCUGGAGCUGCGCAACAGGACGCCGGCUGAUGUAAAAGAGCUUGUCCUGGAUAACUGCCGGUCAAAGGAAGGAAAAAUUGAAGGUCUGACGGAUGAAUUCGAAGGACUGGAAUUUCUGAGCACAAUAAAUGUCUGCCUUAGCUCAAUUGCAAACUUACCAAAGUUAAACAAGCUGAAAAAGCUGGAGUUGAGCGAUAACAACAUCUCGGGUGGACUGGAAGUAUUGGCAGAAAAAUGUCCAAACCUCACACACCUCAACCUAAGUGGGAACAGGAUAAAGGACCUGAGCACAAUAGAACCUCUGAAAAAGUUAGAGCAUCUAAAGAGCUUGGAUUUAUUUAACUGUGAGGUUACCAACCUCAAUGACUACAGAGAAAAUGUAUUCAAGCUCCUUCCCCAACUCACAUACCUUGAUGGGUAUGACAGAGAUGACAAGGAAGCACCUGAUUCUGAUGCUGAAGGUUAUGUAGAGGGCUUGGAUGAUGACGACGAUGAAGAAGAUGAAGACGAUUAUGAUGAGGAUGCACCGCCAGGUGAAGAAGGUGAAGAUGAUGAGGAUGAAGAGGAAGGGGAGGAAGAAGAAGUGAGCGGAGAGGAAGAGGAGGAUGAGGAUGCUUACAGAGAAGGGGAGGAAGAUGAAGCUGAUGAAGAAGCAGAACAUGGGCAAAAGAGAAAGCGAGAACAGGACGAUGAUGGGGAAGAUGACGACUAAUCAAAAACUCUCUGAAAAUGAAAGAAUGGAGGACUGAGACCCAAAUUUUGAUAAAGAAAAAAAAAGAGGACUAAACCCUAAAACCUUUUCCAAAUUUUCUGUUGUAAUUUGACUGUUUCUACCUUGAAUUUCCCAGAUCUCUUUUUUUGUUUUUUUUUCAUUGUAAUUAAGCUGGACAGACACUGAGAAUGGAGAAUCACACCUUGUAUUCCUACUGUUGCUUUUGCAAGUCUUUCAACUUGUUCUUCAGCUGUUUUUCUCCUUAGCAGAUUCUGUGCAAUCUGAGUCAUAUAUUUGUUAGAAGCCCUAUUUACUAAUGUGUUUGAAUUAGUUUCAUGUCACUAAUGUUUUUUUUUGCCAGUAAAAGAAGUCUUAACAUUUUACUUCACUAGCAGUGGGUUUGCAGCAGGCCUGGUGGCAGCACCAAAUGUUUUUCCAAAAAAACAUUUGAAUCUGUCAUGACCUACUCCUUGACAUACUACUGCAGAGCCAAUUUCAGCCUAUUCAAUAAACUACUGAUGGGAAGUCUCGAAAAAGAACAGGCACAUACAGUUUACCUAGCAUUUCCCAACAAUGCUAUCUAAAGUCAUACAACAUGCACCCAACAGUAAGAUUUUAAGAUACAGGAAAUAUUUGUGCUCUCAUUGGUGCUGAGCAAGGAUCACCUAAAUGAUCACGAUUGUGUUACAUUUACAGAUUGAAAGACUGGCUUCUCCAGCUGGGCAUCCUCACAUCUAAGCAAUACUUUGUGUAAUCAUUAGUAAAGCUAAUUGAGCUUUCUGCCAUAUUCAUGAUAAUUUGCCCACACAGUGCACUUUUUCAUCAGGAUCUUUAAAAAAUGCAUUUGACUUUAGCAGAGAAAGCAGUACAGAAACGUCUACACGUAUUAAAUAGAAUAUAUUAAUAAGCAUAUGCAGAAUAUUCCAUCACCAUGUACAUGUUUUACUGAACAUUUCUAGAAAUCAAAUGUGAAAGUAAGUCAUUCUCAUAAAUAAGGGUAUACUUUCCCUUUAAAAGGUAUCCUCAGAAAUAUCUGUAAUUAAUCAUAACCAUGUAUGUUUGUGAGUGUUUUUGUAAUUUCUGCAGCAGAGAUUAUUAUAGUUUUUGUUUAGCAGCUGUCCUCAAGCAGCAGUAUGUGUAGUUUACUGUACAAAAACACGGAUUGUCCGCACAAAGCGACAGUGUUGUGAUGUCACUGAUGACCUCACAUAGCUGGAGGCUUUCCUUGGUUAGCUAGUGCUCCAUAUCUGUUACCUUGAAUCAACAGUGUGUAUUGAGAAAACUUAGGGGUAAAUUUCAGUGAACUUCAGUAUGAUGUAGACAAAGGGUUAUCUGAAAUGAUGUGUACACCUGCAUACAUAAUACUGACAUGUCAUUUUCAGAGAGUUUCCUUUCAGUGAGGGUAGGUGGCUGCAGUCCAUUUUCAGGAUAGAUUUUGAAAAUAUUUUAAAAGUAAUUAAAUGAGGAUUUUAUGUUAACUAUUUUAAGUUAAGCACCAGGCUUUAGCCACAGAUCAUGUUAAUAUCCAUAGUAAACCAGUUUUAUAUGACUCUUAUACCCAAUGUCUAUGUAUGAAGCGGCCAGCAGUCCAUUAGCCCUAAUCAACUCUACAAACAGGACAGACUUAAUGAUUAUUUUCUAUGGCUGAAGAAAUUCAAUAUAGCGGCAGGGACAGGACUAUGCCCUGGAAACAUCACAUUUGGAACUGUAUCAAACAGUGGUGCAGCGUGGAGUCAGGCUAAAAUAAAGCGGACAGUGGUUCCACCUUGAAAUGCCAGGAUUUGAAUUCAUUAUUUUAGAAAUGCAUUUUGCGUUUUUAAUAUGACUUCACUUUCCUCUAUCCGAGUACGGGAUUCGAUUUGAGAUUUGGAUUCGUCGCUGUAGUGAGGUUCUUUCCAAUUCAUCAAGGCUUCUGUGGUUUUUCAGAACUUGUUUCUUAUUUAGGAGUGACUCUUUAUGCCCUCUAUAUAAAUUAGCAGAUUAUAAUUGGCUUCCAUUUUGUCAGGAGAGCCAAACACUGCAGUUUGUUUGUCAUUGGUAAAUUUCAAUAAAACAGUUUUUUUGUACAAUU